Molecule: messenger RNA, 1014 nt
Organism: Dicrocoelium dendriticum
Lineage: Eukaryota; Metazoa; Platyhelminthes; Trematoda; Plagiorchiida; Dicrocoeliidae
Source: the annotation of a GenBank genome assembly
AUGCCAUUGGAAUUACUCCCAAAUAAAUCAGAGGCAUCGCAUGAACAUCUAGAAAGAAAGAUCAUCAAUCUGCCCUCAUAUCUUCUAGCCUUUAUGCUUAUUUUCCUAACAAUACCGUGUAAUGUUGGUAUCUGUAUUUUUCUGAAUAUCGAUCCCAGACUUUCUAACCUUGGGAUAGGUGACGAUGUGGUUGGUGCAUUCUCCACCAAACUUCCUGGGUUGGCUUUCACUCUGAUCAAGUUUGCAAGUCAAUCUGCGUUUGUUGUUGCAACUGUUUUGCUUACAUCUCUGUUACUUGACUUCUGUGUCAGAAUGGAAUUCUUAAGCAGCAUGGAGCCUGUUUUGACCAUCCGCCCUGCGACCUUCAGUGGAAACGACUAUCCAAAUAUCACCGAGUUGAAAAAUUUCCCACUACUGAAUGGAUACCAAAGACUUGAGAGACAUCAGCCCGAGAUACAAAGUGAAACACUACACAAGCCAUUUGACUGCGGUUUGUUUACUUGUCAACGCCAAGUGCCAGCUGAUCGCGAAGGGGUCGAUGUAAAAUACGGAUGUGGCUACGUAUGGAGUUCCAAACACGCUCAAGGCCAAAAACAAACUUGCACUUCUACUUCCACGGAUUGUAAUAAUCUUAACUCCGAAUCUGUUCCUCUCAAGUUUUACUCCGAAUAUUUGACUUCUAAACAAUUAGGUAUACAUGCCUCAUUGAGUGAAGUAACGGCAACCCAAAACCGACUAGUCUAUGCGUGUGCUUGUUCUCUGGUAGAGAAUGGAACUGAAAUGCAAGACAGAAGCACAUGUACUGGUGCCGAUACCAUCAAUGGGACACUUUCGCAACAGUUUUGUGAUCGCGACAGAUACAGCUGUUUGAGUUAUAACCUUGCACGGCCUAAUGGACAAGUGUCAGUCAGUUACAUGGAACCGUUGAAUGGCUGCAUACAACCAUACAGUGGAGUACUUCACGGAUGUUAUUAUCCUGAAGCUGGAGAUAAUGACAUGAUCACCUCUGUGUGA